UUAAAAGCUAAACCAAUCUAAUAGGUUGUAUUGAUCAAACAUUCCAGGGUUCAUACCAUACCUUCAUGACAUCCUUGUUUGACAUUUCCCUUUAAAAGGCAGCCUGUGACUGCAGGACUUUCACAUCCCCAUCAGCCAUGAGAGUGGUUGUGCUUGCCCUCACUCUGGCCUUUGUGGCUGGUCAACAUCAUUACUUUGUUCCUGACUUUGCUACUGGUAAGACUUAUGUAUACAAGUAUGAGGCACUGCUCCUGAGCGGUCUGCCGGAGGAAGGUUUGGCAAGAGCCGGACUCAAAGUCAGCAGCAAAGUUCUCAUCAGUGCUGCAGCCCAAAAUAUAUACAUGCUGAAGCUUACGGAACCUGAGCUCUAUGAGUACAGUGGCAUCUGGCCUAAGGCUCCUUUUAUACCAGCAACCAAGCUGACUUCAGCCAUGGCUGCUCAGCUCUCGACACCCAUCAAGUUUGAGUAUGCCAAUGGUGUUGUUGGAAAAAUGUUCGCCUCUGAGGGAAUCUCAACAAUGGUGCUGAACAUCUACAGAGGUAUCCUGAAUGUCCUUCAGCUCAACAUCAAGAAGACACAGAAUGUCUAUGAAAUGCAGGAGGACGGCACUCAGGGUGUGUGCAAGACCAUCUAUGCCAUCAGUGAAGACGAAAAGGCUGAACUCAUCAUUUUAACAAAGACCCGGGAUCUAAACCACUGUCAGGAGAAGAUCAUAAAGGACAUUGGGUUGGCAUACACUGAGAAAUGUGCAGAGUGCCAGCAGGAUUCAAAAAACCUGAGAGGAACUACAGCAUACAACUACAUCUUAAAGCCAGUUGCUAAUGGCAUCAUGAUCCUGGAGGCAGCUGUCAAUGAGCUGAUCCAGUUCUCACCUUUCACUGAGAUGAAUGGAGCUGCUCAGAUGGAGACCAAGCAAUCGUUGGUGUUCCUUGAGAUUCAGAGUGCUCCCAUUGUACCCAUCGAGACUCAGUAUGUUUACCGUGGAUCUCUUAAGUACGAAUUUUCCACUGAGCUUCUUCAGACACCCAUUCAGCUCAUCAAUAUCACCAAUGUACAGGCCCAGAUUGUGGAGGUUCUGAAUGAUCUGGUUGCCCACAAUAUGGAGAGAGUCCAUGAGGAUGCCCCUAUAAAGUUUUUUGAACUCAUUCAGCUUCUCCGUGUAGCCCGCUUUGAAGACGUGGAAAUGGUUUGGAGCCAAUACAAAACCAAACCUGUCUACAGACAGUGGAUUGUGGAUGCCAUUCCGGCCAUUGGAACUCCUGUUGCUCUAAAAUUCAUCAAGGAGAAAUUCCUAGCUGAUGACCUUGCUGUUGCUGAAGCUGCUCAGGCUUUGAUUGCAUCUGUUCACAUGGUGACAGCAAACACUGAGGCCAUCAAUCUGGUUGAGGCCCUGGCAUUCAACAACAAGAUAGUGGAAAACCCAAUUCUGCGUGAGAUUGUUCUCCUUGGCUUCGGUACCAUGAUUUCAAAAUACUGUGUUGAGAUAGCUGUCUGUCCUGCUGAAUUAAUAAAGCCCAUCCAAGCCCUCCUUGCAGAGGCUGUCGCUAAAGAUGAGACUGAGGACAUCAUCCUGCUCCUUAAGGUUUUGGGUAACACUGGCCAUCCUAAUAGCCUUAAACCGAUCACAAAGAUCCUGCCCAUACAUGGCACUGCAGCUGCAUCUCUACCCAUGAGAGUCCAUGCUGAAGCCAUCAUGGCCUUGAGGAGCAUUGCUAAGAAGGAGCCAAGAAUGAUCCAGGAAUGGGCUCUUCAGCUCUAUAUGGACAAGGCUCUUCACCCAGAGCUUCGUAUGCUUGCAUGCAUUGUGCUGUUUGAGACAAGGCCUCCAAUGGGUUUGGUUACAACUCUUGCUAACAUUGUGACGAGAGAGCAGAAUCUGCAGGUAGCAAGCUUCACUUAUUCUCACAUGAAGUCCUUGACCAGGAGCACCGCCCCUAUCUAUGCCUCUGUUGCUGCAGCUUGCAACAUUGCUGUCAAAAUGUUGAGCCCAAGUCUGGACAGACUGAGCUUCCGUUUCAGCAAAGCCAUCCACGUGGACAUCUAUAACCAUCCUAUGAUGUUUGGUGCUGCUGCCAGCGCUUACUACAUCAAUGAUGCUGCCUCCAUUCUGCCCAGAUCUAUUGUGGCUAAGGCAAGUGCCUUCCUUGCUGGAGCUGCUGCUGAUGUUCUGGAGGUUGGAGUAAGAACUGAGGGACUCCAGGAAGUUCUUCUGAAAAACCCUGCACUCAUUGACAAUGCUAACAGGAUCACCAAGAUGAAGCGUGUCAUUAAGGCUCUUUCUCAGUGGAAGGCUCUUCCCACCAGCACACCUCUGGCCUCCAUCUAUGUCAAAUUCUUUGGUCAAGAAAUUGCCUUUGCUAACAUUGACAAAGUCUUGAUUGACCAGGCCAUUGCGCUCACCACCGGACCCUCUGUUGGUAGGAAAGCAAUCAAGGCUCUGCUGUCUGGUGCUUCCUUCCACUUUGCUAAGCCCCUCCUAGUCACUGAAAUAAGGCGUAUCCUGCCAACUGCUGCUGGUAUUCCAAUGGAGCUCAGUCUGUACACUGCUGCUGUGGCUGCUGCAACUGUUCAAGUCAGGGCCAUCACAACACCAGCUCUGCCAGAAAACUUCCAUCUUGCUCACCUACUGAAGACAGACAUUCAGCUUGAGGCUGAGAUCAUACCAAGUGUUGCUGUGAACACAUUUGCUGUGAUGGGGGUAAACACCGCCAUAUUCCAGGCUGCUGUGCUAUCAAGAGCUAAACUCAACUCCAUUAUGCCAGCCAAAAUUGCUGCAAGACUUGACAUUAACGAGGGCCACUUUAAGAUUGAAGCUCUGCCUGUUUCUGUGCCUGAAAACAUUGCAGCUGUCUAUGUUGAGACUGUUGCUGUGGCAAGAAAUAUUGAGGACCUUGCUGGUGCAAGAAUCACUCCCAUCAUCCCUGCCAAAGCAUUGCAACCAAUCUCAAGGGAGAUUCUCACAUCUAAGAUUGUUUCAUCUGCUGCUGAUAGUUUGUCACAAUCUUCAGAGAUCAUUCCCCAGGAUGUGGCAGUUCCCAUUUUCAUUGCAAGACCCAAAGCAGUUCAGUUUGAGAAGAAGUACUGUGCUAAAGCUGUUGGACUGAAGGGCUGUUUCAAGAUUGCCAUUGAGAAUGCUGCUUACAUCAAGAACAUUGCCCUGUACAAACUGGCUGGAAAGCACUCUAUUGCUCUUUCCUUCAAAGCAAUUGAAGGUGAUGUCAUUGAGAGACUGGAGAUGGAGGUUCAAGUUGGACCAAAGGCUGCAGAGAAGCUCAUUAAACAGAUCAACCUGAGUAAAGAAAUCGUUGAAGGAAGCCCAGUCUUAAUGAAGCUCAAGAAAAUCCUGGUUUCUGGUCAGAGGAAUGUCACCUCAUCUUUCUCCUCUAGCUCCAGCAGAACUCGCUCAAGCCCUAGCUCCAGCUCCUCUUCCAGCUCCUCUUCUAGCUCCUCUUCCAGCUCCUCUUCUAGCUCCUCAUCUCAUGUCAGCAGCAAGGCCAUUGAUGCAGCUGCUCCAGCCCGUAGACUUCGCAGUAGCAUCAGCAGCAGCUCUUCCACAUCUGUUAGCAAGUCCAGCUCUGCAUCUAGCCUUGCAUCGCUCUUCAGUGCAAGCUCAAGUUCCUCUAGUUCCAGUGCCAGUCUUUCAAAGCGAGUGCUUUAUCUCCACAAGUUCCAGAAGAACCACAAGAUGCAGGCUCUCACUUCUCAAUCAGCUGCAGUUUCAAGCAGCAGAAACAGUGCCUCAACCUUUGAGGUAAUCUUCAAACAGAAAAGAUUCCUUGGUGAUGGAGCUGCUCCUAAUGUUGCCAUCAUCUUCCGUGCCGUCAGAGCUGACAAAAAGAUAAUGGGAUACCAAGUGGCAGUUUACUUGCACAAACCUACCACCAGAAUUCAGAUUAUCAUGGCUGCCUUGGCUGCCGAUAAUAACUGGCAGUUCUGUGCUGAUGGAGUUGUGCUUAGCAAGUCAAAAGUCACAGCUAAAAUCGCCUGGGGAGCUGAAUGCAAGCAGUACCAAACCACGAUCGCAGCCGAGACUGGUCUUCUUGGUCCAAGCCCUGCAGCUCGCGUGAGAGUGGCCUGGAACAACCUGCCUUCGACCUUUAAACGCUAUGCAAAGAAGGUGUAUGAUGUCAUUCCUGCUUCCAUAAUGGCUGGCAUGGUUCAAGGAAAGGAUAAAAACACCACUAAGCAGCUCUCACUUACACUAGUUGCCACAUCUGACAGGACUAUUGACUUCAUUUGGAAAACACCAACACAUACUGUCUAUAAGGUGGCUUUGAGUCUUCCAAUUGCACUGCCACUUGAAGAAAUCAAAGGUCUCACCCCCUUCGAUGACAUUGCUGAUAACGUCCACUACUUGUUUGCCAAGGCUGGUGCAGCUGAAUGUAGCUUCGUCAACGACACACUGACCACAUUUAACAACAGGAGAUACAAGAACAAUAUGCCGUUGUCUUGCUACCAAGUUCUGGCACAGGAUUGCACCAAUGAGCUGAAAUUUAUGGUUCUGCUGAAGAAGGAUCACAUUGAUCAGAACCACAUAAAUGUGAAAAUUGCUGAUAUUGAUAUUGACCUGUACCCGAAGAACACUGAUGUGAUUGUCAAGGUUAAUGGAAUGGAAAUACCCACCAACAACCUGCCGUAUCAACAUCCCACAGCUAAAAUCCAGAUCAGACCAAAGGAUGAAGGCAUUUCUGUGUACGCUCCCAGCCAUGGUCUUCAAGAAGUCUUUUUUGACAAGAACUCAUGGGCGGUUAAAGUUGUGGACUGGAUGAGAGGACAGACCUGUGGACUCUGUGGAAAGGCUGAUGGGGAAAUCAGACAAGAAUAUCGCACACCUAAUGGACGCUUGACCAAGAACGCAGUCAGCUAUGCUCAUUCCUGGGUUCUGCCAGCAACGAGCUGCAGGGACAGCACUGAGUGUCGUAUGAAGCUUGAAUCUGUGCAGCUGGAGAGGCAGGUAAAUUUCCAUGGCCAGGAAUCCCAAUGCCACUCUGUUGAGCCCGUACUGCGCUGCCUGCCCGGCUGCUUCCCUGUGAAAACCACCACUGUCACUGUUGGCUUCCACUGCCUUCCUGCUGAUUCUGCCCUGAAUCGCCCAGAGACUCUGCGCAGCAUCUACGAUAACAGCGUGGACAUGAGGAAAACAACAGAAGCCCACCUAGCCUGCAGCUGCACUGCUCAGUGUGCUUAAUAACACUUUCUGUUGGUCACUUACAUCAAUUCCAUUUAAAUGAAUUGCAUCUCAAAAUAA
This is a messenger RNA of Sander lucioperca (pikeperch), 5249 nucleotides long. RefSeq names its product vitellogenin-1-like. Gene Ontology annotation, molecular function: lipid carrier activity. Gene Ontology annotation, biological process: lipid transport. The transcript has 34 exons. The record is from RefSeq and is a predicted model, not a curated record. NCBI's taxonomy places the organism in Eukaryota, Metazoa, Chordata, Actinopteri, Perciformes, Percidae. The coding region runs from base 138 to 5189 and encodes 1683 amino acids.